AAAAUGUGUUGAAUGAAGGUUUCAAUACCAAAGACGACGCCAUUUUGUGUUUUCAACGUUAUGUUUGAUAAUAAAUCGACGAUCGUUCCGAUUCAGGUUUUCGCGUUGCGUUAGUUUUUCCGAGUUCGCAACAGACAGACGCGCACUGAUCACUCUUUUCGGGUGAUAUCAUUCAAUUGUCACGCGUGCACCCAUUUGGACGGACCUAUAUCAAAGGUACGUUCUACGGGCAAGUGUAUAAUCUAAAUGGUGCCUUGCAGACAGUAUGUCUACAUUGCCAGGGGUCAGUUUGAAGGGGGAGAAAAGCAAAGGAAAGAAUUCAUUUCAAUCAUUGAAAAUAAAUUGUUUAUAUAAGGGUGAGUCUACAGAAAGUAAUCAACAUAAGAGCAUAGCACCACGUAAAAAUGGAUUGCAAUCUAUUGGAAAAGUUAUCCGCAGUGUUCGUAACCCUGUUAAUUUACCAAGUGAGAAGUCCGAAUCUAGCCAUGAGUCUACGAUCAAUCUAGUCCCUAUCGGUGGUGGAGGAUGGAACAAACCAGUCAUAGAGAAAUCACUUGUGGCUGCGGGCAAAGAGGUUCCGCCAACAUCUAUUGCCACGACGACAUCUCAACUGUCCCAAAGUGGGCCUGUACAGGGACAACAACAUGCUUCGUCCCAUCCUACUUCCGUGCAAGUGACUACCACCACUACAACUACAAGACCUUCUCAUGCCGACGGCAAAACAUGGGCCAAAAAAAUUGUGGAUGUUCCAGUUGCUCCCCCAUAUUUAGCACAUCGCACAAUGCAAUUCCAACAAGAAUUUCCGAGUCUUACUUCAAGUGGAGAACACAAAAAUGUAAUAAACACAAAUAUACCUACACAGGCCAACACAGAACAGAGACCUUCUCUUCGUCCUCAAACCGAAACAAGUUGGAUGCAAGGUGGCAGUCGACCUCAAAUGCCUCAAGGCGCCGGCAGUGUUACUGGAGUUUCAGGUCAACCUCAUCAUUCUCAAACAUCUUCCGGGACAGAAAAUGUGAAUGGCGUACGGAGCAAUUCGGUCCAAAAUGGGGUGGCCGGGGCCCCGGCCGGCCUGAAUCCUUAUCAGAUGCAAUAUAACAUGACUAAAAAUCCAGUUAUGAGGAAUAUGUUGCCUAACUUUAUGGUUCCAAAUCAAUCAGAUAAUAUUGUAUAUCAUACCAAACAACAUAUUUAUCCAUCAGAAAAAAUGUUUCACCAUAAUUCAUCUUCAUCAAUGACCACAGAUGGUGUUUUAAGUAAACCUACAGCAGAUAUCAAGGAACUUAUACCUCCUCCAAUUAUUCGUGAAGAGGAUUUAAAAAGAAUGAAUGAACUUUCCAAAGAAACUGGGUGGUCUAUACAAGGAGAAAUUGACUACAAUAAAAAAUUGGACUUCAGUGAUGAUGAAGACCAAUUGAAUGAAAAAUUAAAUAAACAAUCAUUGAAUGGUAAUAUCAGAAGUAGAUCCGAUAAUGCUAAAGGUUACUUAAGUAAUAAAAUUGGCAAUUGUGAUCCAAGUCUAGUUCAAAAUUUAAAGGAGGGUAUGUUCAUGCAUCUGAAUAUCAAUGGAGAUGUAUCUUAUAACUCAGAUUAUAUGUCAUAUUAUAGAGAUGGACCACCAUCAUCUCAUCAGGAAGAAAUGCAAACAGAAGAUGAUAUUGACGACGAGUUUUUGGGAAGAGCACGUGUAGUAAAUGAAGAACUAAAUGCUGUCUUACAACGUGCCAAAGAUCGAAAAUUAGAAGAGAUGAAACGUUAUGAAAUGCAACAACAACUAGAAGCAACUAAAUUAAAAAAAAUGGAUGGAGAAAAUAAAGAUAAUAAAGAAAAAGAGUUCACAGACGAUCCUUCAAAAUGCCGAUCUGAACUAUCAAAAGAUAAAUAUGAUGAAAGCAAUGACAAUAAAGAAAUUAAUAAUAAAUAUUUACCUUCAAGACUGCAAAAACACUUUGAACAAAACAAUGACACCAAUAUUAAAGCUCAAAAUGUCUCUUCUACAAAAGGUAUAAAUACACUUUGUCGUACUGAUAGUGAUAUGAGUAGUAGUGGAUAUUCCGAGUACAGAAGUGAUUCAUGGGUUGAAGAUGAUCAUACAAGUAAAUCAUCGAGUUUGAAACGAGAUAAAAGAUCAGAAUUUGAUAGAUACAGAAGAGAAAAGGUUCGUUCAGAUGCUAAAGACAAAAAUGAUAAAUAUACACAUAGUGAUUAUAGAGGUGAUGACAAUAGAAAGAAUUAUGAUCACAGGCGUGAUUUCAAAAGAAAUGAUGCGGGCGGUAAUGUAAAGAAAUCAGCUGAUGAUAAUUAUGAUGCUGAUAAAAAAGAAUUUACAAAAGUAUCAAAAUAUCAUUCUCGAGAUUCUUUAGAAACUCCAGAGGAUAUUGACAAAGAUCAUGUGCAAGUUGAUGAUGAGGCUUAUCAUUGGAGACAAAAUUCUCUCGGUAAAGAUUUCUAUAAAGAUGAAAUGAAUUCAUCGGGCCAAUAUGGUAAAAAAUAUAUACCUGGACCUAUAACUCAAGAGAAACUUGAAGCUUGUGAAUUGACCAGUGAACCUAAACGGAAUUUAAAUCAAUUAGUAAAAAGUGAAAGAAAGGAUAUGAAGAAAAAUGAUCAAGGUGACGAUUUAUCUACUAAAGACAAAUCUGUUUGGGAUUUAGCUCCAACUAAUAAUAAAAAUAAAACAUUGCAAGAACAAAAACUUGACCAGGAAACAAAAGGUGGUAAAAGUGGUCAAAAAAAUGAUGACGACAAAUUAUCAGAACCAAAAUCAUCUUUAGAAAACAAUUCUGGUACUUCUACAUUAUCUCAUCAAAAAGGGAUGAGAUCUGACCGCUAUGUUGGAUCACGUUCAUCAUAUCAUCAGAGUAUCAAUUCUCGAACAGUUUCCAGGUCUGGGUCAAAUAGAAAAAAUGCUUGGCCGGAGUCUUAUGAAGAAGGUCAACGAUCCAGAGGGCCCCCUCGACGCGAUGACAGAAAUCGAGGUGACGACAGAAAUCGUGGAGAUGACAGGAACCGUGGAGACGACAGGAAUCGUGGAGAUGACAGAAACCGUGGAGAAGACAGGAACCGUGGAGAAGACAGGAAUCGAGGAGAUGAUCGAAAUCGAGGUGAAAACAGAAGUAGAAAUGAUGACAGAAAUCGUGGAGAUGAUAGAAAUAGAAAUGAUGAUAGAAACAGAGGAAGUAUUAGACAAAAUGAUCGUUAUUCUGAUAAAUCGACGUUACGUGGAUAUAGUCAAAGAUCUGAGCAGAGAGGAAGAGUACGUUUAGAAUCAUGUACAUUAAAUGGACGUAGCGGUCAAAAAAAUAGUAUUGAUGAAAGUGUUGAGAAAAAUAAAUUAAACACAAACUCUGGUUCUCUUAGAAGUAAAACUUCAUCAUCUAAACCAUCUAAAACAGAUGCAUUUUCAACUUCUGGAGAUACAAACCGUAGAAGUGGUGAAAAUCGAUUCGGUUCUAGACAAAAUAAUCGACCUCUUAAUAGUCAAAAACAAGAUGACCAUUGGGAUUCAGUUAGUGAACCUAGUGAUUAUGAAGCUCAACAAAAAAGUAGUAAUCGGCGAUUAAGUAGUCGUACAUAUUUAGCAUCAAGGGGUGACAAAAGAUCCAGUUAUGAUAAAAAGGAUCAGCCUAAAGAACUUGGUAAUGCUGAAAAAUCCAAUCAAAAGUUGACAUCAGCUACUUCUAUUAAUGACCCUAAGAGUAGUUAUAGUGGAAGUACUUCUCAAGAUGGAAGAUCUAUUAAAAAAGAGGACCAGAGAAAAUUGAGCGAUUCUCAACAAAAAAUUCAACGUUUAACUAAUCAGAGUAAUCGUAAAGAUUCUUCUAAGCCAACAUCUAGAGCUAAUUCAAAUAAUAAUGCAGCUAAACCUGGUCAAACUAAUCAGAGGUAUGAACGUCAAAAAAGUCAGCCACAAAUUGGUCAAGAUGACUCAAACGUUCCCAUUAUUAAAGAUACUGUUGUUAUGGUUAGCAACAAUCCUCCACCUCCUCCACAAACAAAUGCUUGGGACAAACCAAUAACUCAUGCUCUUAGAGCACAGUCGCCUAAUGUUAAUAAGCCAGUUGCUCCACAAUCUAAUAACCGACCGAAUAGUUUAACUGAAAUUAAAGAAAUUCCUGGACAGACAACUCAAAGGUUACCUUCAAAUAAAGAAAAAUCUUCACCCAAUGUUAUGGAAAAUGGUAUUCUUGAUUCUUCACAACGAAUGGAAACAAUUAUAUUUGAAAAUACCACGUAUAAAUCAAAACCAUGUGGAGAAUCUAAAAAUAAAUAUAACUCCAAUAUCAAGCAGCGCAAUGAAAAAGAUAAUUGUAAUUUUAAUGAAGAUACUCAAGAAACUUGCUUUAGAGCAUUCAAAUCUGAUAGUAAAGACUCUAAAUUAAAUGAUGCUGUACAAAUGUCUAUGAGCUUUCAAAAUGAUGAAAGUUCUGAGUUAAAUCUUGGAUUUGGCGACUUUGAGUCUGAUUUUACCCAAAGUGGUGGUCAUUUAUCUGCAGAAAACAAGGAUGUUAUGGCAAUGGCAGCCCAUACCAGGUCAAUGCACACUGGACCAUCAGCAUUAGCAGCAAGUGACUUAAAAACUAUGAUAGCCGGCACUAAAAAGGUUUGGGAUGAUAAACCAGAAUCUAAUCCACAAGUUCAGCAAAACAUUACUGAUAGUGCUUUUAAUACGGUUUAUAGCACUGCUAGUAGUGGACAACACGAUAAAUCAGAAAUUUCUGUUAUCGAUGAACAAAGAGUUCACAAUCAGCAAGUGUACAGGUAUGUACUUUGCCCUGCCCCUCAGUUACAAAAUGUUGCCGGCUCUUACAUUCCAGUGUCCAUGGCUGCUGCUAGUCAACUCAAACAAGAUCCAAAUGCUGCUACCACAAACGUAUGCAAGGUUAAACCUCAACCGCAGGGUACAUUAUCACCCCCAUUGAGUCAACAACAACAACAACAGCAGCAGCAGCAGCAACAACAACAACAACAACAACAGCAGCAACAACAACAACAGCAGCAGCAACAGCAACAACAACAGCAACAGCAACAGUCAUCAACUAGUACACAUGUUUUCAGUUCUACAACACCUCAACCACAUACAUCAACUACACCACUUGCAAAUGCUAUGCCAACACAAGCAACACACAUGAAUUUACAAAUAAUGAUGGAAAAUAGUGAUGGAUUACCUGAUAUGUAUGGUCCACACAUUGCCAAACAACAACAAACACAUUUAAUAUUAAAUACCAAUAAUAAAACUGGAGUAGAAAUGAUGACUAAACAAUUUGUGUCUGCUGGUACUGGACAAUCUCCUUCAUCAGCUAUUUUGUUUAAUUCGGCUCAACAACAUUACUCAACAACAACAAUGCCACCACCGUCACCUUCUGCUCCUCAAGUUUAUUCAUUGUUAGAACCUUCCCAAACUGUUAUUAGUGGUGCAGCACGGUCUCAAUAUAAUCAAUUUGCGUAUGGUCUUCAAUCUAAUGGUUUGAAUCAAAAUAUGAAUCAAUAUAAUCCAUCAAUGUUUAUUCAUGCUGGUUCACCAGCUGGUCAAGGUGGUUCGGAAGUAUUACAAUCGUCUAUAUCUCCAUUUAGAAUGGGACCUGCUUACAACAAUGGUCAGCAAUUAAAUACAAACAUUAACCCAGUAUUAAUACCGAGCAGUACUAAUUCUUCUUCCUCGCAAGUUAAACAGUCCUCACAGCAAAUUGGAACAAUCGGAAAUAAAAAUACUUAUAAUGCUACAACACCUCAACCUUCACCUUUUUUGGUGCCAUUUGAUCCUAUAUUCAACCAACCAUUCAAUUCCAUGAAUAAUUCAAGAGCAACACCAUUGCAAACUUCCUCGUCACUAUACUCUACUAAUUCAGCAACAGGACCUACAAAUCCUAGUUAUAUUCCAUCUGCAUUUCAACCACAAGUGGUUCCUGGCGCAUCUGGUGGCAAUACCUUUGGAAUUCCAGCCGCAUUCGGUUCUCAAAAUGCACCGCCCCCGAAUAUGCAAAGUUAUACGUCACAGUAUCGACAAGUCCCAUACAUAAAGGGAAAUUUGGCUGGUGGAAAUGGUACAAACGACCUUCAAAAGUCUGGAAUCUCAAAUCAACAAGAUUUAGGAAAUCCAAUGUAUUCUUCCAACUUAUUCAGACAACAGCAGCAGCAAUACUUUGAUACUAAUAAGACAUUGAUGAAUUCCAAUCAACAAACUCAUCAGGCUAUGCAAGGAAAAUAUAGUAAUUAUCAAGUCUCCGCAACUCAAAAUAAUCAGUUGCCCUUGAUGCAGCAACCUAGAAUGAACAUGAACAACAGUAAUAAUGGAUCAAUGGCUGGUAAAAUCGCACCUCCGUAUCCAACUCCUAUUCAAAGGCCUGUAUCAAGUUUCCAAUAUUUACAGCGUAUUCCACCUCCACCACAAAACAUGCGAAUGCAACCAAACUGUGCUCCAAUACAACACUUAAUGAACAAAAGCCAAACCUCUAAUAACUAUUAUGUGUCUAAUGCAGGUUUAAUUGUUGAACCUCCCUUGCCUAUACCCAAUAAAAUUGAUAACGCUAAUGCAAAUGUUGAUUCAAAAACCGAAGAAAAAAUAGACAGUAGUUCAAAACCACAAAGCACAGAAUGUAUAGAUGACAAACCUCUGGCGACUAAUGAAUAAUGUUAAAUCUUUUAAUGUAAUACUUUAUAAAUAUGCGUGUAGAGACUAAGUGUCAUAAAAGUUUCAUGAACUCGUUUAUGUUAUGCAAGACGCUAAUUUAUAAUAGUCGUGUUCUUUAGGUAUCAAUUUAUAUUACAAUAUAUAUAUAUUUAAAAAAAAAAACAAUAAUAAUAAAGUAUCGUAUAAUAAUAUUUAUGUCAGAAAUCUAUCCCAAACAGUGAUUUGAAAGUUCUUGUACGCUUUUUAUUUGUAUUAAGCAUGUUUUUUCUGUGUCAAUUUUUUUAUCAUAAUUAUUAAAAUAUAUGAAUAUUUAUAAUAAUUAACAACUAAAGAAUAAUAAAAAAAAAAAAAAGAUUGUGCUAUUUGUAAUAUGUAGAUGUUCAAUUAUACAUUUGGGUUGAUCAUUUUCUUUUUAUGAUAGUACAAAAUAUAAACAUGUAUGUAAUCGAAAUGUUAAUAGUAUCGAUUUAUAAGAAAACAUUUUAAUCUGUCGGUUUCAGAUACAUUAUUAUAAUAAUCAUCCAGUGAAUGGACGAGAACAAAAUGAUUAAUUUUUUUUUUUUUUUUGUAAUCGAAAAUAAUAGAGUACUUGUGUUUGAAAAUAAUGCCGAUAUAAAUGUAUGCUUGUUAUUAUUAGAAUGUUAACAAUUUAAUAUUACAUUUUUUAUUUAUUCAA
Myzus persicae (green peach aphid) is the source of this 7307-nucleotide messenger RNA. RefSeq lists its product as uncharacterized. The record is from RefSeq and is a predicted model, not a curated record. Lineage: Eukaryota; Metazoa; Arthropoda; Insecta; Hemiptera; Aphididae. The coding region runs from base 266 to 6631 and encodes 2121 amino acids. Gene Ontology annotation, biological process: cell differentiation. The transcript has 38 exons.